Messenger RNA from Diachasma alloeum, 929 nucleotides. RefSeq names its product integumentary mucin C.1. Gene Ontology annotation, molecular function: chitin binding. The transcript has 2 exons. Gene Ontology annotation, cellular component: extracellular region. The coding region runs from base 46 to 498 and encodes 150 amino acids. NCBI's taxonomy places the organism in Eukaryota, Metazoa, Arthropoda, Insecta, Hymenoptera, Braconidae. The record is from RefSeq and is a predicted model, not a curated record.
GUGAUGCAGGUGAAGACGUCACAAGAAGUGAUUCGGCGUUGAAAAAUGAAGAUAUUUGCCUUUCGUUGGAAACUUCUCCACAUUGUUGUUUUUGUUUCACUUAUUAGAUCGGAAGUAACUAGCCAAGUUGUUCCGUGUACGUGUGCGGAAACAACGGGUUCUACAACGUCGGAUUCAACUACUUCAGUGGAAGGGUCAUCACCGAUCACUACUCUAUCUACAACAGCAACAAUAACACCGCGCAGUACGACGACCACAAACACUCCGAUAACAUCAACUUCAUUCCCCACAGGAACGACUCCUACCCCUCUUUGCUUCGGACCAGGGCGCUUCGCCAACACCACUGACACGACCUGCCGAAGCUACAUCUACUGCAGUGUAAACAGCGAUAGAACAGCCUACAUCGCUUACCCAUUAAAGUGUCCGAAGGAUUAUCUCUUCACGCCCAUAGCAGCAACAUGUGUGAGACCUGCCUCAUACACAUGCCCAAUAAAAUAGUACAUUUUGAUACUAGGCCGUGAGGAACUUUGCUGGCGAAUAUGACGUUACAGGACGAGCCUAAGGCGAGUUCUGUAAUCAUAUGAGGCAGAAAAGUUCUUCACGGCCGUGUAUCGAACAGCAUUUUUUGUCAUUUAGUCCGGGGGCGGUGAUUCAGGGACUGAGUGACAACAAAAUGAUUGUCAAAUAUAACCAAAUUACUCAGUUAAAAAUUUUUGUCUCAAUUUUCCGUGCCGAAUUCCGGAAAUUUUUAUCGUGUUCCAAUUCCACUGAAAUUUCAGGAAAUCUUAUCAUUGAAAAUUCAGGAUCUCGUGGAAAAACCAAACAGAACUGUAAGCUUUCGUUCCAUUUUUCCGCGAAAAUUAAUAGAAAAACAGAAAAUUCUGGUAAAUAUAUUCUUAAAAAAAAUCAUGAAAUUUGAGAUUUCACUG